CUGACAGUGCCAGGCGGGCAGGUAGGGACAGCAGGCUGUCUGUUUUCGUCUACGUAGCACUUUUCGUCACUGAUGGACGCAUCGUGGGCUCAUUAUAUUGUUGGGCAGAUUGUUGGGCACUAGCGGCUCUAGCAUGGCACUAGGCGUCCAAUGCACGUCCAAUGAGAAUGACGUCACAGCUAGGGAUAUCAAAUGCUGCACACGCUGCACACAUGCCGACUGAUCAUCGUCAAAUAAAUAUAUAUUCAUACCAAUUCAUACGAGUUUACGUUUUGACAGACAGCACUGUUGCAUUUACAUUGUUCAUUUUCAUUUUGAAUUUAAUCUGAAUCACGUUAAUAAAUAUAUUUGGUAGUUUUUGUUCGAAGAGCAAGAUGAGCAAACCGAAACUAUCAAGAAGUAUAUUGGAAAUGAAAUUUAUGAAGCGGACCAAAGAGAAAGUACAGAAGCAAGAGUUUCAGGAAGAAGGCGAGGAAUACUUUGGUAAUGAACUGACGAAACGUAUGAAGAAAGAAUCAGAGAGAUUUGUCAGUGAACCCAGUUAUGUGUUCUGUGAGAAAUUAGUCGACGGUAGAAUAAGUUUUCAAGGGAUGAAUCCUGAAAUAGAGAAAUUGAUGGAAGAAGAACGAAGAAAUGAAAGGGUGAGAAAUGAACAAAAACAGGAGGCAGACAUCUCGGACGAGCAAAUGGCAAAGAGUUUGAGUAACUAUAGGAAGAAGACGAAAGUCAAUUAUAAACGUGAGAGAUCGUUUAAAAUGCACGACGAUCGGAAUGGGCCAUCGAAGAAGCCGAAAUUCUUAAAACCAGAUUAUUAAUCUUUGGCGCGAACGAUCGAGGUUUGUACAUACAUAAUCGUUACUGAUAUAAUAAGUUAUAAGUAGAUUGUAAGAUCGCUACACGGUGUUUAAGUCACUGACAUAUAAAAAUGUGUACAAUCACAAUAAAUUUUAUUGAGUUUCUGGCUUUA
Ceratina calcarata is the source of this 967-nucleotide messenger RNA. RefSeq names its product M-phase phosphoprotein 6 (gene Mpp6). The record is from RefSeq and is a predicted model, not a curated record. Gene Ontology annotation, biological process: maturation of 5.8S rRNA. NCBI's taxonomy places the organism in Eukaryota, Metazoa, Arthropoda, Insecta, Hymenoptera, Apidae. The transcript has 3 exons. Bases 375 to 815 code for a protein of 146 amino acids.